Molecule: messenger RNA, 453 nt
Organism: Capra hircus (goat)
Lineage: Eukaryota; Metazoa; Chordata; Mammalia; Artiodactyla; Bovidae
Product: histone H2B type 1
Exons: 1
Coding region: 24-404 (126 amino acids)
Cellular component (GO): nucleosome
Molecular function (GO): DNA binding; structural constituent of chromatin; protein heterodimerization activity
Source: RefSeq, a predicted model, not a curated record
UGUCAGAAGUCACUGUAGCCGUAAUGCCGGAACCAGCCAAGUCCGCACCGGCCCCUAAGAAGGGCUCCAAAAAGGCGGUGACCAAGGCGCAGAAGAAGGACGGCAAGAAGCGCAAGCGCAGCCGCAAGGAGAGCUACUCCGUGUACGUGUACAAGGUGCUGAAGCAGGUCCACCCCGACACGGGCAUCUCGUCCAAGGCCAUGGGCAUCAUGAAUUCGUUCGUGAAUGAUAUUUUCGAGCGCAUCGCUGGCGAGGCAUCGCGCCUGGCCCAUUACAACAAGCGUUCAACCAUCACAUCCAGGGAGAUCCAGACCGCCGUUCGCCUGCUGUUGCCCGGGGAGCUGGCCAAGCACGCCGUGUCGGAGGGUACCAAGGCUGUCACCAAGUACACAAGCUCCAAGUAGAUAUAUUUGUAGUAACUAUAAAACCCAAAGGCUCUUUUCAGAGCCACCU